AUGUCCCAGGACCAUCCCAAAGAUCUCGGGUUGGAGCUGCUUUGGCACCAGCCCGAUCCGGCCCUAAGGUCCGCUCGGUUGAUCCGAAAAGGACGCGUUCGGAGCGGCACCCUGCCCGCAACCGGCGCAUGCGAACUUCGAAGAUCGGUGUUCAUAUGCAAUAUGAAGAACUAUGGAUUGCUGCGGCGCCACGCCUACCCCUUGCUGAGGAAUCGGAUAGGUUUAAUUUGCCGGGCCACCCGUACGCCGGAUCGGAACCACCACCCUUCAAGACUUCAAGGCCUUCAAGAUCAACAACUUCCGAUCCUACCAAUGGCCGUCACCACCAAGAAGAACCUACCCCGAAACCGGGCCAUCGGGCCUCACGUCAACCGACUUAGCAAAUCGCAGUUGUACUCCAAGAAGGCUCUUUACAAACGUCCUCACAAGCCGAUCCCGAGCACCAAAGCGCCAGAGGUCGACUAUGCUGCCACCAAGACCGUGAAGGUUGGCGGUGCUAAAAACGGCGGUGAACGUCUUGUUCCCGUACACAAGGCUCCCCGUUUCUACCCCACUGAAGUGCAAUCGAAGCCCAAGAAACCCCGCAAAGCCCACCGUGCUCCGGGUCUUCGCUCCACAUUGACACCCGGCACUGUUGUUAUCAUCCUUGCCGGUCGGUUCCGUGGCAAGCGUGCCGUAUUCCUGAAGCAACUUGAAAGUGGCCUUCUCAUGAUCUCCGGCCCCUUCAAGGUCAACGGUGUUCCCCUGAGGCGUGUCAACCAAGCUUACGUUAUCGCCACACAAACCAAGGUUGAUAUUUCCAAAAUCAAGCUUGAUGAAAAGUUCAACGACGCUUACUUCGCCAAGGAGAAGAAGACCCGAGACCAACGAGCCAAAGCCAAGGAAUUUUUUGCUGAAAACGGCGAGCGGGAGAAAAAGAAAUGCCCUGAUGGCCGAAUUGCUGACCAAAAGACCGUUGAUAAAUCGCUCAUUGCCGCCAUCGCACAAACCCCUGUUCUUGCCAAGUACUUGGCCACACCUUUUGGCUUGUCUAACGGCGACUUCCCUCACCGCAUGAAAUUCUGA
Molecule: messenger RNA, 1065 nt
Organism: Puccinia graminis f. sp. tritici CRL 75-36-700-3
Lineage: Eukaryota; Fungi; Basidiomycota; Pucciniomycetes; Pucciniales; Pucciniaceae
Exons: 7
Coding region: 1-1065 (354 amino acids)
Biological process (GO): cytoplasmic translation; ribosomal large subunit assembly
Cellular component (GO): ribosome; cytosolic large ribosomal subunit
Molecular function (GO): RNA binding; structural constituent of ribosome
Source: RefSeq, a predicted model, not a curated record